UGGCUCAGCCAUGGAUCCAUGGCCCAGCCAGAGCUGUCGGAGCCUCCGCCAGAGCCACCCUUGGAGCCAGUGCGACGAGUUCGUGACAUCAACGGUCACACGAACAACUCCAAGAAGAGAAGUCUCUUCUGCACCUACGGCAGCUAUGCGAAUUCCAGCGAGGAUUGGUCCAGAAAAAAGCGCUGCUAUUUUUUCGACAGGGGUUGCUGCGUUUACGGCGACUCGUGCACCUUUGAGCAUUCCUCGUCGAAGGAAGGCUCUUCGAAGGAAGCCGACUGCUGCGGCGACGCGGCCAAAGUGCUCGGCAAGCAUUACAAGAAGAACCUGUGCUCACUGUUCAUGCUGCCAGGCUUGGCGUGUCCCUUUACAAGCUCCUUCUGCUGGAAUGCGCACGGCGAGGGCGAGCUGCGCCGUAAGCCCUUAUCUGUGCCGCCAAUGGGCGGCAUCCAACGAGGGACAUUGUUGCGCUGCAUUGGCUAUGGCCUGAGUGACGUGGACUCUGCCGAGGUGUGGCAGUCACCUGCAAAGUGGCAGAUCCUCAGCAAAGUGAAGGUGGGUGAUUCCGUGCUAGCAGACGGCAUGCCCAUCCUUUCGCAUGGCUACAUGAUGGUGCCAAUUCAGCCUGAUGGUGCUGUGGAACUUCGUUACUUCCGCGAAGCUGCAGAUGAGAAGGGUUUCACACAAGAUCUUCCGAUCACCGACUCGCACAUCCACUUGGAAGAGGUGCUGCGAACGAGGCGGUUCGGCUUUGCCUGGUAUGCAAAGACGCUGCGGUGUGGCUACCUCCCGGACUGCAGGAUCCCACGCUGCCUUUAUGCACACGAAAACGAGAAGCUCUUUCCAGUGCCUGCCCUGCGAAGUGGGGACCUCAAAGAGCUCAUCGAGGACAUCCAGCGCUUGCAAGGUGCCAGAAUCGUCGGCAUUGUCCAGAGUUGCUGCGGAGUGGAAACCAUUGAGGACACACUGAAGCUGGUGCAGUGGGGCAAGGAGAUGCUGGGGGGGCGAAUAUUUGCGACUUUCGGCAUCCAUCCAAAUGACUUCGAGUCAUUCUCCACGAAGGUGCAGGCCAAGCUCGAAGCUGCCCUGGACUCCUGCGGCGAGCAGGGAGUGGGCUGGGGCGAAUGCGGUCUGGAUUUCAACAAGAGGGCCGAUGAGUUUAAAGCUGCGCCGCAGAUGCAAGAGCAAAUGCAACAGGUUUUCAUCCAUCAGAUCAAAGUCGCUGUGAAGAGGGGGAUUCCGCUGGUGGUUCAUUCCAGAGAUGCAGAGGAGGAAGUUUUUCACAUCCUGGAUGCACACGUUCCUCCUGAUCAUUUCGUGCAGCUCCACUCCUUCAUGGGCCCACCGUCCAUGCUCUUACCCUUCUUAUCCAAGCGACCCAACACAUUCGUGAGCGUGCCUGGGGCGAUAAGCUGGGGAAUGCAAGGGCAGCAGCCCGGAGGGGAAGCCCUCCACGAGCUGGCCAAAGCACUGCCGAUGGAGCGCCUUCUGUUGGAGACAGACGGGCCCUACAUGGCACCGGCUCCCUACCGCGGCCAGGAGUCCCACCCGGGCCACGUCCCGUGGGUCGCCUAUGCAUUGGCUAUGGUCAAAGGCGUUAAAACCAAAGAGGUGCUGGAGGCGGCCAGCAGAAACUUCUGUCGCUUCUUCGGGCUGCAAUGGGCUGGAGAAAAGGACUCCUGGUUCUGCCUGAAGGUCGAGCAGUACUUCUCGCUUUAUGCUGUCUUUGAUGGCCAUGGCUCCAAAGGUCAUAAGGUUUCGCAGUUUGUCAAAGACAACCUGCCAAAGCUGAUCCUCAUGGACGAGCGCUUCGGAAAGGGGUCAGCUGAACUGCCGGAGAUGCUGAAGGAGAACUUCCAGCGGACACAAGAUCUGAUUGUUGCCUCCGACAAGCUCGGCAAAUUAUCUGCCUCAUUGUCGGGUACGACAGCAACCUUGGUGGUACACAACCACGAGAGCAAAGAGAUUACUGUUGCCCAUGUGGCUGACAGCUCCUCCGUGCUGGGCCGGAGAAAGGGAACGGAGGACUUUGAGGCUGUGCAGCUCACCCGAGACCACAAACCCAACCUCAAGGACGAGAAGGCUCGCAUUGAGAAGGCAGGUGGCACUGUUGUCUUUGACGGCUAUGCCAACCACAGGAUCUAUGCGAGGAAUGCCCGCCACCCAGGGCUAAACAUGUCGCGUUGCCUGGGCGACCUCUUGGGCCACCAGACGUGCGGCAUCUCCGCUGUUCCUGAGGUCACGCAGCGAACGCUGGAUCCCGAAGACGAGAUUCUGCUGCUGUGCAGCGAUGGUGUUUGGGAGUUCAUGGCUCCCCUCGAGGCUGUGAAGCUUUGCGGCGCCUAUGCUCCAGAACAAGCCAUGCAGGCUGCAGAUGCCCUGGCAAAGGAGUCCUGGGAUCGAUGGAUCGAGGAAGAGGGGGGUACGGUGGUGGAUGACAUUACUGUCGUACUUGUCUACCUAAAGUAG
Symbiodinium pilosum is the source of this 2466-nucleotide messenger RNA. The record is from the annotation of a GenBank genome assembly. NCBI's taxonomy places the organism in Eukaryota, Dinophyceae, Suessiales, Symbiodiniaceae.